Sebastes umbrosus (honeycomb rockfish) is the source of this 3848-nucleotide messenger RNA. Its product is annotated as C-terminal-binding protein 2-like. NCBI's taxonomy places the organism in Eukaryota, Metazoa, Chordata, Actinopteri, Perciformes, Sebastidae. The record is from RefSeq and is a predicted model, not a curated record. Gene Ontology annotation, molecular function: transcription corepressor activity; NAD binding; oxidoreductase activity, acting on the CH-OH group of donors, NAD or NADP as acceptor.
AAAAGGAAAAGCAAACUGAUACACACCUCUCAAUUCUGGCAGGAGGAAAAGAAUAGGAGUGUUUAUGAAGCGUAGAAGUAAACAGCAGGAGAAGCAGGCGCGCACAGAGCCGACGCGUAAAAAGCAGCUCCGGAGAUCGUCCCGUUGCGUUCAGGAUUAUAAGUUUUUUUGUGUGUCAUCUAAAAAGGUGGAUCAUGAUCUAAAACCCGAGAUAUAACAAGCAGCAUUUUUGAAAUGCGUAGCGUGCGAUGCUAUUCCUGGAGCCCCCAAAGCCGACGCUUGAACUCUCAGUAAACAUCCAGUCGAGGUUUAAAACAUCAGCUAGCUAACGUCAGGAGGAUUGGAUCAUUCAGGACUUUAAGGAGGAGAGAGGUGGAUACAAAAAUCCAGAGAGAAGAGAACGUUUGAAGCUUUGACGGGAUGGCUCUGGUCGACAAACAUAAAGUGAAGCGCCAGCGGCUUGACAAGAUCUGUGAGGGUAUUCGGCCUCAGAUUAUGAAUGGGCCUAUGCACCCGCGCCCCCUGGUGGCGCUGCUUGAUGGGCGCGACUGCACCGUGGAGAUGCCCAUCCUCAAAGACCUGGCCACCGUGGCUUUCUGCGAUGCCCAAUCCACGCAGGAGAUACAUGAAAAGGUGCUGAACGAGGCAGUAGGGGCCAUGAUGUACCACACCAUCACGCUGACCAGAGAGGACCUGGAGAAGUUCAAGGCGCUGCGCAUCAUCAUCCGCAUCGGCAGUGGCUACGACAACAUCGACAUCAAGGCCGCCGGCGAGCUCGGCAUCGCAGUGUGUAAUAUUCCCUCAGCGGCUGUAGAAGAGACAGCAGACUCAACACUUUGUCACAUCCUCAACCUGUACCGGCGAAACACCUGGCUGUACCAGGCUCUCCGGGAGGGCACGCGGGUCCAGAGCGUCGAGCAGAUCCGGGAGGUGGCGUCGGGGGCGGCCAGAAUCCGAGGAGAGACGCUCGGCCUCAUCGGAUUCGGUCGCUCAGGCCAGGCGGUGGCGAUGCGGGCCAAGGCGUUCGGCUUUAACGUGCUCUUCUACGACCCCUACCUCCAGGACGGCUUGGAGCGCUCGCUGGGCGUUCAGCGAGUCUACACACUCCAGGACCUGCUCUACCAGAGCGACUGCGUCUCCCUGCACUGCAACCUGAACGAACACAACCACCACCUCAUCAACGACUUCACCAUCAAACAGAUGCGUCAAGGUGCUUUCCUGGUCAACUCGGCACGGGGAGGUCUGGUGGAUGAGAAAGCUUUGGCUCAGGCCCUGAAAGAAGGCAGGAUACGGGGAGCCGCCUUGGACGUCCACGAGACGGAGCCUUUCAGUUUUUCCCAAGGUCCCCUGAAAGACGCCCCCAACUUGAUCUGCACACCCCACACCGCCUGGUACAGCGAGCAGGCAUCACUGGAGAUGAGAGAGGCCGCCGCCACAGAAAUACGCAGAGCCAUCACUGGCCGUAUUCCCGACAGCCUCCGAAACUGCGUCAACAAAGAGUUCUUUGUUACCACGGCGCCCUGGGGGAUGAUGGAGCAGCAGCAGCCUCAAGUUCACCCUGAGAUGAACGGUGCCGCCUACAGAUUCCCUCCUGGUGUAGUGGGCGUUGCCCCCGGCGGGAUUCCCGGACCUAUGGAGGGGUUGGUGCCUGGGGGAGUUCCCAUCGCCCACACGCUGCCCCCCGGUACCCAUCCGUCACAGGCCACCUCCCCCAACCAACCCUCCAAACAUGGCGACCCCAUGAGAGAGCACAUGACUGAGCCGUAGGACUGCUGCUGUAACCGAGCAGGGGGCUAAAACCGAUGUAAACAAACAAAAAAAAAAAACAGUACCCUACCAACUCAACCAUCCAACUGUCUGCUUGACUUCAGCCAUCUGAACCUACCAGCAGACUGCCUGCCGGGCAACGUUUCACACGUUUUCUUUUUGUAUGAAACCACUAAGCCCAAGUGAGGACAGCGGAUGUUAUUACACACAUGAUGAGCUGCCGCACUGAGAUGGGACUGACCGUCAAACUCAUGCGCCGAAGAUCUGAAACCUUUCCUCCUCCCCCCCAUAUCUGUUUUUGUUCUUCAUUGAUUUAAGUGAUAUUUUUUGUUUUUAUCUUGAGUAUAUUUUAGGGGAGAGAUUCCUCCUGACUUCUGGGACAUGUUGACAUUUCCACAUGCAGAGGACGGAAAUUUGACCCUCCCUCCCUGGUUUAAAGGAAGAGUUUGAAGGGACAGUGACUUCUUAAAUGAUCCGUCAAGCCUCCGUUUCCCCCUUUCAGUUUCACCCAUUUCAGCUCAAACAUGUCUUUUGUUACUUUGUUUUUUUUCUACUUCUUCUGUUUUAUCCUAUAUUCUGUGUUUCUGUUGCAAGUGAAUAUCUGUUUUUCUGUUCUGCAGUGUUUUUGCGAACAUGAAUGGAUUUACAGGCUACACACAUACUGUAUGUUUAGCAGAUGAGAAAAAGUCAGCUGAUGACUACAGCAGCGUCUGCCGUCUCCAUCAGAAAUCUGGACUCCAUCUAAUUGUCGUGGUUGGUGGCCCCUGAAUGUAGAGACGAGAUGCGGGGCAGUAGAUGUGGUUUCCAGUUCCAGGAAGAAUAUUUCGGCUUAUGAGGUAAAAAAAUUACCAUUUUAAACCAAAAAAAAGGAAAAAAACAGACUGCCAUUUGUGGUUAGAUAUUGUACGUUGAGUAUGUCACAUCACUUAAAUAUUGCUGUUGCUUAUAUUGCUUUUCCAACUCUGCUGAACUGAGGUACCUACGAUAUUUGGUUAUUGUCAUGAACAGUGUCCCAAAUAUGAUUUGCAUCCAAAGGACCGACAGUACAGUACAUUGCAGCACCAGCUAGCGAGGUAGGAAAAACAAAAACAGUAAAUCUCUUACUGACUCAGGAAAAAAAUGAUUAACCUUCAAAUAUGUCCAAAUCUGAACAGAAAAGAAAAAAAUUAAUUAUUGCUUUUCAUGUCUCCACCUCUUUCUCCAUCGUGGUAUUUUUUUUUUUUUUAUAUAUCAAAUGUAAGUUUUUUGAUGUUCAAGGUUUUCAGUCCUGUUAGAUUUGUACUGCCUUGUUAAAUGUUCUUAUAAUCAUAGUCUUAUGUGAACGACCCCACCCUCGCCUCCUUAUAGUUUCUUCCUCUUUGUUUUUCUGCUCUUAAUGAAAGCCAGCUGCGGCUCUCGGAGGCAUCGUGCCCUCUGCGAACAACAGCAGCCACAUCCAUCCCUUUUAGUCCCAUGACGUUAGCAAGAGACGGCUGCUAGCAGAUUGUUUUGGUUUUGUAGUGUUGAGCUUUGAGUGUUUGUAUUUGUUUCUUGUACAAGGUGAACAUAUAGCAUACAGUGCAGCUGGAAACAAUAAAUAAAACGUACUGUUCUGAUUGAUGAUUGGCUCCGUGGAACAUUUGUGGGAUAUUCAUUUUUUUUUUUUUCUGGACAUUUUUUUUUUUUACAGUUAUUUAAAAGAUGCUUUAAAAUCCUCUAAAAUGGGUUUUUCAAAGUCUGACGCUGUCAAUGUCAGUAAUGUCAACAAAAAUAUUUAUUGUGCAACAAACAAAAAAAAGUUAAUAUUAAUGGAUUUUGUCACUUUUAUUCUUUCCUACUUCUAUUUGGUAGAUAAUCAUGCUCUAACAUUUGGAAAUACAGUUCCCAUAAUUCUUGUCAGGAAAACAGAAAGUGUAUUGUUUUGCUGUGAGUUACUUGAGCCCCGUUUUUUUUUGUUAACAUUUUGUCAAAUUGGCAUCAUUAAAAAUAUGCCGAAUUAGCUACUAGCAGUUCCUGUUUGCAAAUGUACCCAUGGAUGUACAGAUAACUAUCACUGGAUUACUUUGAUACUGAAGAAAUCUAAUAAACAUGCUGAUUCUCAG